Messenger RNA from Nannospalax galili (Upper Galilee mountains blind mole rat), 1755 nucleotides. It is a transcript of the gene Slc66a2, whose product is annotated as solute carrier family 66 member 2. The record is from RefSeq and is a predicted model, not a curated record. Gene Ontology annotation, biological process: retrograde transport, endosome to Golgi; phospholipid translocation. NCBI's taxonomy places the organism in Eukaryota, Metazoa, Chordata, Mammalia, Rodentia, Spalacidae. Gene Ontology annotation, cellular component: trans-Golgi network; endosome.
CUGGGCUACCCAGGGCUUCUAUGGCCACUGUGUGAAAGAAUACACAGGCUUCAGUUCUCCAAUACAUUCUCGAAGACUGUGAGGAAGGGAGAAGCGUAGGGUCUUGGCCCUCCUGGGUGCUUCUGCGUGCGGAUGUCUUUCCUGAUCCACAGGGUGAAGGCCAGAAGUCUGCCCAUCUGUAGAGACCCUGCUGCUCCAAGGUGAUGUGAUGGCCCUUCCAUGCUUCUCCAUGGAGUGUCCUGUAGCCCCAGUCUUGGUGUCCUCUCCAGGCUUCACAGGUUUGGAAGGCACUUUGAAUCCCCGCUCCUGUGGCAGAGCAUUGUCAUGAUCCUCACCAUGCUGUUGAUGCUGAAGCUCUGCACCGAGGUUCGUGUGGCCAAUGAACUGAACAUAAAACGCCGUUCCUUUGCAGACUUUGAUCCUCACCACUUCUGGCACUGGAGCAGCUUCGCAGACUAUGUGCAGUGUGUCCUGGCCUUCACGGGUGUGGCAGGCUACAUCACUUACCUGUCUAUCGACUCAGCCCUGUUUGUGGAGACACUAGGCUUCCUCGCCGUGCUCACCGAGGCCAUGUUGGGUGUGCCACAGCUGUAUCGCAACUACCGCCACCACUCCACAGAGGGCAUGAGCCUCAAGAUGGUGCUCAUGUGGACAAGUGGUGACACCUUCAAGACAGCCUACUUCUUGCUGAAUGGUGCACCCCUGCAGUUCUCGGUCUGUGGCCUCCUGCAGGUGUUGGUGGACCUGGCCAUCCUGGGGCAGGCUUAUGCCUUUGCUCGCCACCCCCAGAAGCCAGUGCCCCAUGCAGUGCACCCUGCUAGUGCCAAGGCUCUCUGAGGCAUCCAAGGAAGGACAAGGACAUGUGACUAACAGCCUUGGGCACAGUGCCCACCUAUGCCCCUGCAUUAGGGAGGCUGGCUGGCCCUGCACACCCCACAGAUGAACAGUCCAGAUGUGGGCAAAAAUGGAGUUGAAUGCUAGGUUCCCAAUCAGCCUCCAGGUGGGGCACUCAGGGACAGUGGGGCUAGGGAUGGCUCUGUGGUACUUUCAAGGUGAUGAAAAAGGCAGGUGUCUUUCCCUGCCUCCUUCAGAAAACACUGGCCCGACCCUGAAAUAGGUUCAUGCCACUGAGCAAGAAUGCAGGCUCAGCAACCCGAGUCCCUCUCGGUCAGCUUCCCUCGGUGAGUCUCUUAUUCCCCAGCAGAGCCUAUGGCUCUAUAGACAGUGUGCAGUCCUGGCUGCUGGUCUGUCCUCAUCCUCUGCUCCAUCCCACCCAUGUGCCACAGCUGUGUCUUCUGUACCUGGUGAAGGUGGGAACCGCUGACCUAAUACUGGUCACUGUAUUUUGCUCUUCUCUCAGCUCAUUAUGAGGUCAUGUCAUUCUUGGCAGCCCUGUGCUGACCUGGCUGACUCCUGAGACCCAGAGUGUUCCAGAUGCUUCCAUGUAGCUUCCACAUGGCAGUAUCUUCCCUCUGCUGGGCAGAAGGGCUUCUUGCAUACACAAUGCUGCCAUCCACAGUCAGCACAAUAGUUCUAACAGUCAUGGUGGCUCACCAGAUGGUUGAAGAGUUCAUGCUGUGGCAUCCUCAAGCUUUCCUCGGAGAUUUUAAGUGUGUGAGUGAGAUUCUUGCUUACUCUCUGGCCUAUAAGAUGCUUUUAAGAUGUUUAUUUUUUAAAAAUGAAGGGAGGUGUCUGUAGUGGUAAAAGACAAAAAUAAAACAUCAUUGAUUGCAGGCUCAAUGAUUGCUGAAUGAA